This is a messenger RNA of Physcomitrium patens, 3484 nucleotides long. The record is from RefSeq and is a predicted model, not a curated record. NCBI's taxonomy places the organism in Eukaryota, Viridiplantae, Streptophyta, Bryopsida, Funariales, Funariaceae.
GUUUGUGAGGAUUAGUGUAUCCUCCCUCGCUCCCUCGCUCGCUCCAUUCCAUUCCAUUAGCUGCAAGCUCUUUUACUUUACUGACUGUGCUUGACUGAGGCUGAAUUUGUCCGCAACAAUAGCCGCUCAACAUUCUCGCACAGCAGCUUUCAUCCUGGAAACGUUGAGCAAAUGCUCUCUGUCGUAGAAGUCAAGUAUUGAACGAACGAGUCAUGAAACCUUCUGUUGCAAACUCUCUUCUCCGAAGUGUGUCAGAGCCCUUUCACUCUUGAACGCCGUCCCAACAGAGAGCUAUAGAGUUUGUUCGAGAAUCACAUGAUUCGAAGGCUUGAUUUAAAUUCUAUCUAUCGCGUGGAGUUCGUUUGAGCUCCUUUGUUGGACCUUUGUCCCCGAAUCGUGUAGUGGCGUGUAUUUGCGCAUUUUCUUCGGGUUUUUGUGAUUAGGUUUCUGGUGCUUAGUGUAGCGCUCUGCUGUUACAAUGCUAUCCAACAAGUCUUUCGUUCGGAAAACUCGUCAUGGCAAAGUUGUGAAGGCAGGUGGUUCGGGAGCACUAUUUACGAGAUGAUAUAGCGUGCGGAGCCCUGUUCUGCGCAACGUGUGAUAAAUCCAGGGCGAAGUUGAGAGAGACUGCCCGCAACAUAAUUGUGAUUGAUACCAAUGUUGCUCUUCAUCAGAUGGAUUUGUUGGAGAAUGAAAUCAUGAAUGAUGUAGUGGUCCUUUCGGUGGUCUUGGAAGAAGUGAAGAAUAAAAACCUGAGUACAUAUAAUCGCCUCCGAGCUGUUAUCGACAACCCACUGCGUCACUUUUUUGUGUUUUCCAACGAAAAUCACAAAGAUACCUACGUAAAAUCCUUGGCUAACGAGACGCCAAACGAUCGAAAUGAUCGUGCCAUUAGAGUGGCGAGUCAAUGGUACCAGCAUCACCUUGGAGCUGCGAAGGUAGUAUUGAUUACAAAUGAUAAUGACAACAGAAGAAAAGCGCGUGAGGAUGGUAUUGUGGCUGAGACAGUUGAUUCAUAUGUCCAGUCAUUAGGGAAACCUGAAUUGUUGGACCUGGUCGCACGAAAUGAUGCCAUGGAUGUUGACACGGACGACAUACGCCCGAACAAGAAGGCAGUUGUUUAUGGAGAGCACAAAGUUAUGUCAGAGAUUGCAGCUGGUCUACACAACGGAAGAUUCCACCAGGGAAAGUUACGGGUAAAUCGUUACAAUCCUUUCGAAGCGUAUGUUGGAAGUGAAAGUGUUGGGAGCGAGAUUUUGAUUCUAGGCAGACAAGAUAUGAAUCGUGCCUUUGAUGGUGACGUUGUUGCCGUUGAGCUAUUGCCCCAAUCUUCCUGGGCUGGAAGUGAAGCAGGGAAGAUCGCAGAUAGAGACGACGAGGAAGAAGAAGAGCCGGUCGGCUUGGUCCCCGCAAGUGCUGAUGAUGCUCCUAGAAAUCUAAGGGUUGACGCCGUGGAUGGCAAGUCUGCUCCAAGUCGACCCACUGGACGAGUUGUUGGUAUCAUCAAGCGCAACUGGCGUCAAUAUUGUGGCUCUAUAGAACCAAUGAAGAUGCCUGGAGGUAGUGGAGGCACUGUGCAAGCAUUGUUUGUUUCGGCUGACCGUAGGAUCCCGAAAAUUCGCAUUCAGACCCGUCAGCUGGCCAAUCUCAUUGACAAGCGUAUUAUGGUAUCAGUGGAUUCCUGGGAGCCCACAUCAAGGUAUCCUAAUGGACAUUAUGUGCGGACUAUUGGAGAAAUUGGAGACCGUGCAACAGAAAGUGAUGUACUUCUCUUAGAAAAUGACAUUAAUAGUCGACCCUUCUCCGAAGCAGUGUUGGCAUGCCUUCCACCACUUCCGUGGUCCUUCUCAGAACAGGAGCACUUGAAUAACCAGCGCCAAGAUUUGCGUCAUAUACGUGUUUUCAGCGUCGAUCCUCUUGGCUGCAGGGAUAUUGAUGAUGCGCUUCACUGUACACUACUGCCUGAUGGUCAUUACGAAGUUGGAGUCCACAUCGCAGACGUCACCAAUUUUGUGCUCCCAAACUUGCCACUGGAUGAGGAAGCAUCACAGCGGGGCACAUCAGUAUACUUGGUGGAAAGGCGCAUUGAUAUGCUCCCAAAACCUUUGACUGAAGAUAUAUGUUCUCUUCGAGCUGAUGUCGAAAGGCUCGCCUUUUCUUGUAUUUGGGUGAUGAACUCGGAAGCAGAAAUCGAGUCUGUGAGGUUUACGAAGAGUGUGAUCAAGUCAUGCGCUGCUAUGUCGUACCUCGAAGCUCAAACUCGCAUGGAUGACAGUCGUCUUACAGAUGGAUUAACUACGGAUCUUCGAAACAUGAAUAGAUUAGCCAAGAUCAUGAGAUUAAGACGUAUUGAGCGUGGAGCUUUAACCCUCGCAUCGCCUGAAGUCAAGUUUGAAAUCGAUACAGAAACACAUGACCCACUUGAUGUUGGUAUGUAUCAAGUCCGAGAAGCCAAUCAGAUGGUCGAGGAGUUUAUGCUUGCUGCCAACAUGUCUGUAGCUGCAAAGAUAUUGGAGCAUUUUCCCUCUUGCUCUCUGCUAAGGCGGCAUCCAGAGCCCACUCCUCAGAUGUUCGAACCCUUGUUACGGACAGCAGCCGCUGUUGGAGUGACUUUGGACAUAUCGUCAUCCAAGGCACUUGCUGAUGCCUUAGAUCAUGCUGUGGGUGACGACCCUUACUUCAACAAGCUCAUUCGAAUCAUGGCAACUCGGUGUAUGACACAGGCUGUGUACUUCUGCAGUGGAGAACUGAGCUAUCCGGAAUAUCUUCAUUAUGGACUUGCUGCACCCUUGUAUACACAUUUUACUUCUCCGAUUCGUAGAUAUGCCGAUGUAAUAGUUCACAGACUGCUUGCUGCAGCUUUGGGUUUGAACACCCUACCAGAAAAAUUAAGAGAUGCUUCAGCUCUUACAAGCCUUUCUGAUAAUUUAAACUACCGGCACCGCAAUGCUCAAAUGGCAGGUCGGGCAUCUGUUGAGCUUCACACAGUUAUCUUUUUCAAAAAGCGGCCAACUGAUGAGGAGGCCAGAAUCGUAAAAAUACGAUCAAACGGUUUCAUAGUUUUUGUCCCCAAGUACGGAAUCGAAGGGCCAGUAUACCUUGUUGGGAAAGAAGCCAAGCAAACCGCAGUCGAUGGAAUGUGGGUAGUAGAUGAUGAGAACCAGAUAAUACGCUCUAGUGAUGGAAGUCGGACGUUCAAAGUAUUGAGUUCUGUUCGUGUGCACAUUGAAGUAGUUGAACCUCAACCGAAUCGUCCUAAACUACAACUUUCCCUUACAAUGUAAUUGUGGUUUACAUGUUCACAUGUAAAGAUUCGAGUUUUCAAUUUUUCCUUAUAGUUAUGCUCCCAAAUUAGGGUUAUCUGUAAUGUAGGACAAGGAGUUUUACAUUUAUAAAGGAAAGAAACUAUCUGGAUCAUGGUCGCAUGAUAAUGUAUCUUGGAGUUUACCAGUAAUCAAAUUUUUAAGUCUCUGUUGGUAUCGUA